AUGAUCGAUCAACUUUUUAAAAUUAUCGGAUCAUCUUAUUCAGGGGGUCAAACUCCAAAUUUUAUUGUAUAUAAUCGUAAUAAUGUUGCACAAGAAAAAAUAAUUUCGAAAGGGUCCGAUUCCGAUUUAGAGUAUCCCGUUUGUGCGUUGCAUCAACUUUUUAAAAUUAUCGGAUCAUCUUAUUCAGGGGGUCAAACUCCAAAUUUUAUUGUAUAUAAUCGUAAUAAUGUUGCACAAGAAAAAAUAAUUUCGAAAGGGUCCGAUUCCGAUUUAGAGGAAACAACAAAUAAUGAUUAUGCUAAAGCAGUGGAGUAUCAAUCAUUAGUUUUAAUCCCUGAAAUCUUUAUGUGA
Messenger RNA from Entrophospora sp. SA101, 351 nucleotides. NCBI's taxonomy places the organism in Eukaryota, Fungi, Glomeromycota, Glomeromycetes, Entrophosporales, Entrophosporaceae. The record is from the annotation of a GenBank genome assembly.